AAUGUUUCACCAGGGGUUCGAAUUCUAGCAGCAGCGAUCCGAUCGCAGUCCCUCGACUCACAGUGGAGCAGAAGCACAGCUGAGCUGCCUCCCGCGCUGAGACAAAUUCUUCGCAGUCGGCGACAGGCUCGCUGAAUUAGUCGAGCCGGCUGGUCGGUCUGAUCUAUCUGUCCGUCUGUCCUCGUCUUUGUCGUCGUUCAUGGUUACAGUCAGCUGCAGAUUUCUCCUGACGCUAUGCGGUAGCUUGGCCACAUCACCAGCGUCGCUGAGACGAAGUGCCGUGGACUUUUCAUCGGCUGUGGAAUUUCCGGGUCAGGGAGUGUGUGCGGAUUUUAGGUGUCAUCUGCGUGGGCGGAGCAUGUCUUCAACUCCGAAGAGGAAAGCGAGGGUGCUGCAACCUUCCAUAAAAUCUGCGCUGGCUGGGACGAAAAAGGAGAUAGAGGAGUUAGAGCCGGCUGUGAAGAAAUUGCACCAGGAUGUUAAAAAGGUUGCCAAAUCUGAAGGUGAACUGGACAUUGUGAAUGUCAGGAGCGAAUUUAAAGUCGUUGAAGAGGUUCACAAGAGCAGGGUGCGUGUUCUGAAGGAGGGUGAUGGCACUAGGAAGGGGCCGAUUUUGUACUGGAUGUCCCGAGACCAGCGAUCUCGGGACAAUUGGGCUUUACUUUAUGCUGUACAGGAGGCCAAGAAGAGAGGAGUUUCCGUGGCCGUUGUGUUCAACCUAGUGGACAAUUUUCUGGAUGCCAAGGCUCGUCACUUCGGGUUUAUGUUACGGGGACUUCGCGUUGUGGAGAAGAACCUCCAGGCUGUCGAAAUUCCCUUCUUCUUGUUCAGGGGAAAAGCUCAAGAAACUAUACCUGCAUUUGCGGAGGAAUGCGGUGCAUCUGUGGUGGUGAUGGAUUUUUCACCUAUGAGGAUAGGGCGUGUGUGGCGAGAGGAGUUGUGUGCUAACUCAGGUCCUUCUGUUGCGGUCCACGAAGUAGAUGCACACAAUGUUGUCCCGGUUUGGGAAGCUUCUCCCAAAUUGGAGUAUGGGGCACGCACUAUCAGGACAAAAAUUCACAAGCUUCUCCCUGAGUACCUGACAGAUUUUCCUAUCCUCAAGAACUCCGGCCAACAGUGGACCUCUACCCCUCCUCCUCCAGUGAAAUGGGACGAAUUGAUUGAUGAUGUUCUAAGUAUUGGUGCAGAAGUUCCAGAGGUUGAUUGGUGUGUGCCUGGGGAGGAUGCAGCCAUGGAGCAUCUUCUUGGCUCCAAGAAUGGUUUCCUCACAAAACGACUUGCGAAAUACGAGUUUCGCAAUGAUCCAACCAAGACGAGUUCUUUGUCCAACAUUUCGCCCUAUUUGCAUUAUGGUCAAAUUGCUCCGCAGCGGGCUGCAUUAGAGUGUCGAAAUCAUCGCAAACAGCACCUUAAGAUGGCCGAUUCCUUCUUUGAAGAACUUGUGGUAAGACGUGAGCUGUCAGAGAACUUUUGUUAUUAUCAACCGAAUUAUGACAACGUAAAGGGUGCAUGGGACUGGGCUCAAAAGAGUUUGAGGGAGCACGCAUCAGAUAAAAGAGAGUUCGUUUACACGCAAGAACAAUUGGAAAAAGGCAAAACCCAUGAAACUCUCUGGAAUGCCGCCCAGCUCGAAAUGGUCCACUAUGGAAAGAUGCAUGGAUUUAUGAGAAUGUACUGGGCGAAGAAGAUUCUUGAAUGGACAGAAAGUCCAGAAGAAGCACUACGUAUAGCAAUCUAUCUCAACGAUAAGUAUGAACUUGACGGCAGGGAUCCAAACGGUUACGUCGGAUGUAUGUGGUCCAUUUGCGGCAUUCAUGAUCAGGGUUGGAAAGAGCGUCCUGUUUUCGGGAAAAUCCGCUACAUGAAUCUGGCAGGCUGUAAGAGAAAGUUCAAUGUAGACGGAUACGUAGCCUAUGUUGACAGAUUAGUUAGUUUAGCGAAGAAAAAGGCUAAAGAUUCUGUUAAAAUUGCAGCCGCUCACAAGAUGUCGUGAGCAUUUUAUAAAGUACGUGCACCGACUUCUUAUCGUUGUCCUCUUGCUUGCGAGACAUUUGAAUGGUUCUGUGGCAUCUACACUAGAUUGCUAAUGGCUUUUUCACGGAAGCUCAUCUUUUAUCUUCCCACGACUAGUUUGAAGAGUCUCG
Messenger RNA from Marchantia polymorpha subsp. ruderalis, 2144 nucleotides. The record is from the annotation of a GenBank genome assembly. Lineage: Eukaryota; Viridiplantae; Streptophyta; Marchantiopsida; Marchantiales; Marchantiaceae.